GCAGUGACAGGGCCUGACAAAAAUAAAAAAAUAAAAGAGGUGUGGCAAAGCUGGAAAAAGAGUGUGGACCACUAAAACGGACACGAUGCUGUAGAGUAAAGGAGCUGCUCCCAAGCUGUAGAGAUCUUACUGAGGCGGGAAAUCCUGGAAGUUGAAAAUGGCUCUCCUUCUCAUGUUCGUCACUUUGCUGCAUCUCAUCACCCUGGCGAUGCUGUUCAUUGCAACCAUGGAAAAGACCUGGUGGGUUUGGGAUGACAUGAAGAUUUCAGACCUUUGGUACAACUGCAGGUUGGACAACUCGACAGAAAGCUGGCUUUGCUCGUCCACCGAUGAAACACAAUGGCUUCAGGCCGUACAGGUUCUCAUGGUCCUGUCAGUGGUCUUCUCCUCUGUCUCCUUCCUGGUGUUCCUGGGUCAGCUCUUCACCAUGUCCAAGGGUGGACUCUUCUACUUCACUGGACUGUGUCAAGUCUUUGCAGGUCUAACAGACGCUUCCGCAGCACUCAUCUACACGCUCCACAACGAGGAAAUCCUGCAGGGAUCACACGAUCUGAGGACAGGACACUUUGGCUACUGCUUCAUCCUGGCCUGGGUGUGUGUCCCUUUGUUGUUGUGUAGCGGGAUCGUUUACAUCCACUUACGUAAGAAAGAGUGACCAGACAGAGGAUGGACGUCAACAGCUGGACUGGAUGCUGAUGUUUCAGGGAUGCAUGUUGUGAAGGAGGACCAAAGCUUACAGUUGAUAAAACACACCGGCUUCUGAUGAUGUAUUUGUUUUUGUAUAAAAUAUAUAUAACCGUAACAUCUAUGGUAUUAUGGAUUACUGUGACAUAAUCUCACCAGGUUCUGUAGUUGUUUGCUGUUGUCACAUGUAAUCAGAUGAAGACUUUGAAUUCUUUACUACCUGGCCAGCAUGCAUAGGUGGGCCUCUGUGGGGCCACCAUGGAAACCGCAAACAAACCCCAUUGGCACCCAUACAGUUUGCCAAUACAGAUCCAUAUGGGGCCCAUCUAUGCAUGCUGGCUGGAUAUUCGGCCCUUGAGCUGUUUAGAAAUAUGUAUUUUUGUACUUUAAUUUGAUGUGUAGAAUAUAAUAAGCAACUGCUUCUAAUAAAAGUUAUAAAAGCUAAAUGUUUUACACCUUGAACGUGGUCGUAUUUCCUGGGUUUGUUGGUAUUAAUUAAAAUAUUGUUAUAUUUAAUGACCCAGCA
Molecule: messenger RNA, 1210 nt
Organism: Nothobranchius furzeri (turquoise killifish)
Lineage: Eukaryota; Metazoa; Chordata; Actinopteri; Cyprinodontiformes; Nothobranchiidae
Gene: emp3b
Product: epithelial membrane protein 3b (MAM blood group)
Cellular component (GO): plasma membrane
Source: RefSeq, a predicted model, not a curated record